This is a messenger RNA of Prorocentrum cordatum, 1230 nucleotides long. The record is from the annotation of a GenBank genome assembly. Lineage: Eukaryota; Dinophyceae; Prorocentrales; Prorocentraceae.
AUGGCGCGGGCGGAGUCGCCUCCUGGCGAUUCCCAUCUGGCGAGGCCGCGGCGCUCACGUGCUGAGCGCACGGCGGCGAGGAGGAGGGCCCUGGCCUCCUGCGACAAAGGGCUGGCGGCUGCCUGCGCGCGGAUCCGCGAGCUCGAGGGGCAGCUGGACCAGGCCCGCCACGUUGCUCGCGACAGGAUGGAGGCGGAGGCGGCGGCCGCGUCGGCUGCUGCGGCGCUUCGCCCCUCGGACGAGCUCCGCGAUGCCCUCGCGGGGCGGUUGGUGCAGCUUGGCCAAGCGCUGCUGCUCCACCAUCGCGCAGACGCGGCCCUCGGCAUGCAUCAUCAUCGGCUUGGGGACGCCCUGCGAGCCGUUGCCCAGUCGCUGGACCUCGGGCCCGAGUUCCUGAAGCUCGGCAUGUUGGUCAAGGGCGACGGCGACCGUGCUCGGCAUGAACCCCUUCUGCCGAGGCCGCUCGAUGUGCCGAAGGCGGCCGUGGACAUCCAGAUCGAGGUCUGCGUGGCCGAGCCUCCCUCGCGGAUCCUGCUGGCGCAGUGCGCGGGGCAGGCCGCGGCCGCCCAGCUCCGCAGGGGCGCGGCGCCUUUCUGGCCUCUGCGGCCCCCUGGCCGCUGGGCAGCAGGCGGAGGGGACGUGUGCGACCUUGCCUUCGCGGCGGAUGCGUGGCCCGGCCUCGUCUGCACUUGCGGGGCAGUGGUCUUCUCCUCGUGUGAUUUGUUGAGUGUGAGCGGGCCUCCUUGCCAGGAGGCGCCCGCAGAGAGCCCCCUGGCGAGCGGUACUGCUUGCGCUGCGACGCCGCUGCCGGGUUUGGAGCGCCUGGGGGCCCCCGCAAGCUGUCCGGCUGUCCUCCUCGGCAACGGGGUCACCGACAGCGUCAGCGACGGCGAGGGCAGCAACGGUGGCGACGUGCGAGACCUGGGAGCUGAUGCUGCCACGGCAUGCUCCCUCUCUCUCCCCGGCGCCGCCUCGGCGCCCAGCGCGGCCGUCUUGGACUUCCUGGACCGGUACGAUGGUGCCCUCCUGCGGGGGGGCGGAAGCGGUGGCUCCGCCGCGCCUGCUGCAGGCGUGGGCGAAGCGUACUCCCUCUUCCUCGACCCCGUCGACCUCGGCACCAUGGAAGCGGUGGCCUGGGGGCCUUACGCUGCGGUUGGCGCGCUGCUUGACCUAGCCGAGGCUCGGGCUGGGCUGCCGCCGCUCAGGCAGACCAUUUCCGUGGAUGAGUGA